AAAAAGUUAUAUGUAUUUUAACAUGUGUUGGAAUAUAUAUAACUGUGUUGAAACAGAAAUUAAAAAUAAAAAUUUGAUAAAAAGAAAAUGGUCAUCUCCCCACAAAAACAGCAGCAUCCUCUUCUCUUGAUGAUGAACUACUUCAACCCCAACAACACUUUCAAACCUCACUCACUUCACUCCUUCUCUCCCUCUUUUUUUCUUCUUCUUCUUCUUCUUCUCUCUUCUCUUCUUUCGACUUUUGCUUCUUCCAAUAACCACUUUCUCACUUCAACUCCAUACACAAAACAUCACAUAAACAUUUUUCUUAUCACCAUAUUCUUAUUAUUAUUGUAAUUAUAAUUACAAUAAUAAAAAAACAUUUUUGCAUAUAUGCUCGCCAGAGAUGCCGACGCCGGUAAGCACCGCGAGGCAGUGUCUCACGGACGAGGCGGCGCGUGCGCUCGACGACGCCGUCACGGUUGCCCGCCGUCGAAGCCACGCCCAGACCACCUCCCUCCACGCCGUCUCCGCGCUUCUCUCACUCCCAUCCGCGGCGCUUCGCGACGCCUGCGCUCGCUGCCGGAGCUGCUCCUACUCCCCCCGCCUCCAGUUCCGCGCCCUCGAGCUAUCUGUCGGCGUCUCCCUCGACCGCCUUCCCACAAUCAAAACUGCUGGCUCCACCGGGGCGGACGGCGGGGCUGGCUACGAGGGUCCCCCUGUUUCGAACUCCCUCAUGGCCGCCAUAAAGCGCUCACAGGCGAACCAGCGGCGCCACCCGGAUAGCUUCCACCUUAUGCAGAUGAUGCAGCAGCAGCAGCAUCAGACGUCGUUGCUGAAAGUCGAACUCAAACACUUCAUUCUUUCUAUUCUCGACGACCCUAUCGUGAGUCGCGUCUUCGGCGAAGCUGGUUUCAGAAGCUACGACAUCAAGCUCGCGCUUCUUCAACCACCUCCACCUUCAAGGAUCUUCUCGCGGUUGACCCCUCCGGUUUUCCUCUGCAACCUCGAACCGGUUCAGAAGACCGGUUCUCGGCUGGACGAGAAUUGCCGCAGAAUCGUGGAGGUGGUGACGAGGAAGAGCAAAAGGAAUCCUCUUUUGAUGGGGGUGUACGCGAAAAGCGCUCUGAAGAGCUUCAUCGAAUGCGUGGAAGCUCGUAAAGGUGGGAUAUUGCCCUGUGAGCUGAAUGGGUUGAGUGUGGUUUCGGUGGAGAAGGAGAUUGGGGAGUUCUUGAGGGAAGGUGGGAAUGGAGGGAAGAUUUUCGAGGAAGUGGGUCGUUUGGUGGAGCAGUGUUCUGGUGCUGGGGUUGUGGUGUGUUUUGGGGAGAUUGAGCUUUUUGUCGGGGGGAAUGAGGGUGUUGCGUUUGUGGUUUCGCAGUUGACGAGGUUGUUGGGUGUUCAUGUUGGGAAGGUGUGGUUGGUGGGCGUGGCGGGAACCUCGGAGGCCUAUUCUAAGUUCCUGAGGUUGUUCCCUACAGUGGACAAAGAUUGGGAUCUGCAUCUCCUGACCAUGACCUCUGCCACCCCUUUCAUGGAAGGACUCUACCCCAAGUCCAGCUUGAUGGGGUCCUUUGUGCCAUUUGGCGGGUUCUUUUCUACAACUUCUGAGUUGAAAAAUCCCGUUAGCUGUACGAAUGCAUCAUCUUUAACACGGUGUGACACAUGCAAUGAAAAGUGUGAACAAGAAGUUGCUGAUAUUUUGAAUGUAGGUCCUGCAACUUCAGCAUCUGGUUACUCAACUAGCUUGCCUUGGUUACAAAAGGUUAAUGUGGAGACAGAUAUGGCAAAGACUAAUGAAGAAAACACCAGUCUGAAUGGGAAGAUCUUCGGAUUGCAGAGGAAAUGGGGUGAUAUUUGCCAACGUCUUCAUCAAAACCGAUCAUUACCUGAAUUUGAUAUUUCUAAAACAAGGUUCCAAGUUCCUUCCCUUGAGGGUUUUCAAUUUGGUCCAGGAAGUAGUAGCAAAGGUCCACCCCAUAGCGAAAUCCAAUAUUCUCAAAGUGCAUUUCCAUUUAAACAGAUAUUACCAGUUUCAGUACCACCUUUUGACACUGUUACCAUCACUGAUGAAGCAGAUCACAUGGCAAAAGUUUCUAAGAGUGAUAUGCACAGUACUUGGGUUUCUCCUUCCCCUAAGGCCAAUUUGAGCCUACUUGAUCACACACCAUCUUCAUCCUUGACUCCAGUGACCACUGAUUUGGGAUUGGGAACGAUAUAUAAAUCAGCCACUCAUGAGCCAGACACCCCAAAACUAAGUGAUCACAAGAAGCAUCUUCACAACCUGCCAGAUUCCCUUUCAAGUGAUUUUAAUCCUAUGAAUGAGUGUACUUCACACCAAAUUGCUAGAUCUUCUUCAUGCUCCGGGCCAAAUCUAGAAGGGCAUUUUGAAACAGUAGAUUUCAAGUCACUGUACCAUCUUCUCACUGAAAAGGUUGGGUGGCAGGAUGAGGCCAUAUAUGCUAUCAAUCAGACUGUGUCACGGUGUAGAUCUGGUGCUGGAAAGCGUAGUAGUGGCUCACAUGUUAGAGCAGACACAUGGCUUGCAUUCCUUGGACCUGAUAGAGUUGGGAAAAGAAAACUUGCUUCAGCACUGGCUGAGAUUUUAUUUGGAAACAAACAAAGCCUAAUUGCUGUGGAUUUGAGCUCUCAAGACAAGUGUUACCAAUCAAACUCAGUUUUUGAAUUCCAAGAUUCAUAUUGUCAUGAUGUGCUUAUGAGGAAGACAGUUGUGGACUAUAUUGCUUGGGAAUUGAGUAAAAGGCCACACUCAGUUGUUUUUCUUGAUAAUGUAGAUCAAGCAGAUUUUCUUGUGCAGAAUAGUUUGUUCCAAGCAAUAAGAACAGGUAAAUUCUCGUACUCGCAUGGUAGGGAAAUCAGCAUCAACAAUGCAAUAUUUAUUGUAGCCUCUGGUGUGUUUAAAAAAGGCAUUGGCUCUUUGAAUAUGGAGGAGGAUCCUAAGAUGUUCCCAGAGGAAAGAAUCCUAGAAGCUAAAAGAUGUCAAAUGCAAUUAUCACUUGGACAUUCUUCCCAGGAUGCCAAAAGAAGUGGUUGCACUAAUGUGAAGGUUGCUCAAAGAAAAGGGACCUCCAAAACAACAAUCCUGAAUAAAAGAAAGCUAGUAGAAAGUGGUGAUUCUGAAGAGAGAGCAUCAUGCAAGACACUGAAGCAGGUGAUGGAGUCAUCAAGGUCCUAUCUGGAUCUUAACAUACCUCUGGAGGAGGUUGAAGUGGACAACAAUUGCAGUGAUUAUGAAAGUGAGUCCUACAUAGUUGAAAAAAACCCUGGAGCCUGGUUAAAUGACUUGUGUGAUCAAGUUGAUGAAAGAGUUGUUUUUAAGCCAUUCAAUUUUGAUUCUCUUGCUGAGGAAGUAAUAAAAAGCAUUGACAUACAAUUUCAAAAGACGUUUGGGUCAGAAUUUGUGCUGGAAAUUGAGUAUGAGGUGAUGACACAGAUUCUUGGAGCUGCAUGGUUAUCUGACAAGAAAAAAGCAUUGGAAGAUUGGGUUGAACAUGUUCUUGGCAGAAGCUUUGGUGAAGCUCAACACAAGUACCACUUUGCAGCAGAAUAUGUGGUGAAACUGGUUAACUGCGAAAGAUUUUUUUUGGAAGAUCAAUCUCCUGGAGUAUGCCUUCCAGCUAGAAUUAACUUGAACUGAAUUCUUGAACUGAAUUUUUGCUCACUAUGUAUUUUGUAAUUACAUGUAAAAUGUAGCUUUUAGGAUAUAGCAUUUGGUAGUCAGUAGCAUUUUUCGGCUAAUCAUCCCACAAUUUUUUCUUUUUGUGGUGAUCGUUGUGAUGCAAUUCCUAUGGUAAAAAAAUGUGUAUCUUCACAAGGUUUUUCUUGCUUA
Vigna angularis (adzuki bean) is the source of this 3826-nucleotide messenger RNA. RefSeq names its product protein SMAX1-LIKE 7. The record is from RefSeq and is a predicted model, not a curated record. The coding region runs from base 386 to 3634 and encodes 1082 amino acids. Gene Ontology annotation, molecular function: ATP binding; ATP hydrolysis activity. The transcript has 3 exons. NCBI's taxonomy places the organism in Eukaryota, Viridiplantae, Streptophyta, Magnoliopsida, Fabales, Fabaceae.